GUGAGUGUAGCAGUUUUAAGAGGCUGCCGUGGAUCUGCUGCUGAUAUGGAGACUCUUACCAUCCACAGACACUGAUCGUGCAACUUUACUGAGCCGACUGAACGGAUUACGCGCUUUCAUGGCUGCUCUCCUGUCACAUUAACAACUCCAAAAAUGUCCAAAAGCCUGAAGAAGAAAAGUCACUGGACUAACAGAGUCCACGAGGUUGUGUUAUCCAGGGGUCCGAGUGGUGAUCUUGGGUUCGAGCUGCAGGGAGGCGCGGAGAAUGGACAGUUCCCCGUUAUUGGAGAGGUGAAACCGGACAGGGGCAAACUGCACCAGGACGAGCUACUUCUGGAGGUCAAUGAUACUCCAGUGGCCGGACUGACCAUCAGGGAUGUGUGGGCUGUGGUCAGACACUGCAAAGACCCUGUCCGCCUAAAGUGUGUCAAACAAGGAGGUGUUGUGGAUAAAGAUCUCAGGCAGUAUCUCAACCUGCGUUUCCAGAAGGGCUCUUUGGACCAUGAGCUGCAACAAAUAAUUCGGGACAACCUCUAUCUUCGUACAGUACCCUGUACAACCAGGCAGCCUAAAGAAGGAGAGGUUCCAGGAGUGGACUAUAAUUUUGUGACCGUUGAACGGUUUCUGGAAUUGGAGAGAAGUGGAGCUUUGCUGGAAAGUGGAACUUAUGAAGAUAACUAUUACGGCACCCCGAAGCCCCCGGCAGAGCCCAGCCCACUGCUGCUGAAUGUAGCUGAGCAGCUGUUGCCAGGUGCUACACCCAGAUCCCAGGGCAAACGCAGACGUAACAAGUCCGUCAGCAACAUGGAGAAGGCUGGCAUCGAGCCGCCCGAGGAGGAAGAGGAGGAGAGGCCCGUCAUCAACGGCAACGGAGUGGCCAUCACCCCAGAGUCCAGUGAACAUGAAGACAAGAGUACGGACGCCUCAGGGGAGAUGCCCACCACAUGCCCCUCCGAAACCUCUACAGAUGCCCCUAAAGAAGAGACAGAACCACCAAAAUCGCCUCUCAAACCAGAGGAGAAUGACGAGCUGGGUCCUCUGCCAGAUAAUUGGGAGAUGGCUUACACUGAGAAAGGAGAAGUGUACUUCAUAGACCACAAUACGAAGACGACGUCCUGGUUGGACCCCCGGCUUGCGAAGAAAGCGAAGCCCCCUGAAGAAUGUAAAGAGAAUGAGCUUCCUUAUGGCUGGGAGAAAAUCGAUGACCCUGUUUAUGGAACCUACUAUGUUGAUCACAUAAACCGAAGGACUCAGUUUGAGAAUCCAGUUCUUGAGGCCAAGAGAAGAUUGCAACAGCAGCAGCAGAUGCAGAGUCAGGGCUUGUCCUCUCUCCCCCUACCCACCGUCUACAGAGAAAAGCCUCUGUUCACACGGGACCCCACACAGCUGAAGGGCAGCUUUCUGUCUACAGCCCUGCAGAAAAGCAACAUGGGAUUUGGCUUCACUAUCAUCGGGGGUGACGAACCAGAUGAGUUCCUUCAGGUCAAAAGUGUCAUCCCGGACGGGCCUGCUGCACAGGAUGGGAAAAUGGCUACAGGAGACGUGAUUGUCUACAUUAAUGAUGUCUGUGUCCUGGGCACCACCCACGCUGACGUGGUGAAGCUUUUCCAGUCGGUGCCAAUCGGACAAAGCGUAACCCUCGUCCUUUGCAGGGGUUACCCGCUUCCAUACGACCCGGAAGACGCAGCCAACACUUUGCUGUCCCCCCUCGGCCUAAUUGAUCGCUCUCUGCUGGUCAACGGACGGAAUAGCUACGACAGCUACAUGGAGUACAUCUCCCGCACCGCUCGCUUCGUCGACCCAAUGCAAGCGACGUUGGUGCAGCCUCACCCUGGAGACACCCACCUGGAUGCGGGACCGCUGGAGGACAGCGUCUCAAUGGCGUCUUCAGGAGCAGCCGGAGGAGAGCUGUUAACGGUUGCCAUGGUGAAAGGGGCAGAUGGGUUUGGAUUCACCAUAGCAGACUGUAAUGGAGGACAGCGGGUGAAGCAGAUUCUGGAGGCGCAGGGAUGCCCAGGGCUGUGCGAGGGCGAUCUGAUUGUGGAAAUUAACCAGCAAUCCGCACUAACGCUGUCACACACACAGGUGGUGGAGCUGCUAAAAGAGUGUCCUGUUGGGGCGGAGGCCACGCUGGUUGUGCAGAGAGGAGGGGCAGGUCACUUUUCACCUUGGAAGACCUCUAAACAGGUCUUGGAACAUUGGGAUCCUCACAGCAGUCCCACAGCCAGUCUAUCUAUUCAUGCUCUCCCUCACAGCGCUCCAUAUCUGCACUGGCCUUCAGGUCCAGAGUUUGACCUGACCAAACCUGACCCCUAUGACCUCUAUGAGAAGUCCAGGGCUAUCUAUGAGAAUAGGCAGCCAGGGCUUCCUCGAGCAGCUCUCCCAGUUGACCCUUCCGCAUCAGAGUUCCAGGAGGUGGAGGUGCACUUGCGCAGACAGAAGUCCGGUUUCGGCUUUAGGAUCCUGGGCGGAGAGGAACCAGGACAGCCUGUGAGUCCGGAGGCUCAGGAGAAGAUCCUGAUUGGUGCAAUCAUCGAGAAGAGCCCAGCAGAUAAAGACGGGCGUCUCCGGCCAGGAGAUGAGCUGAUGUCAGUCGAUGGGAUCCCUGUGGCUGGAAAACCCCACCGUUACGUUAUUGACCUCAUGCAUGGGGCGGCCCGGACUGGGCAGGUUAAACUCACUGUACGACGGAGAAUUCAGCCCACAGGUGAACCCUGUCCAGAGAACGGCCGCAGUCCUGGAUCGACCCAGCACAGUUCCCCCAGGAGUGACUUCAACUCCAGAAUGUUCUGUAACAACUCUGCCCCCUCUCAAAACUCCGCCCCAUCUACCACAGGCUCCUCCCCACCAGACACUGUAGCCAAUCAGAAUCUGCAGCCUAGUGAUGUCACCAUCCAGCGCAAGGAGAGCGAAGGGUUCGGAUUCGUUAUUAUCAGUUCUCUGAACAGGCCUGAAACCGUGGCUGCUGCUGUCGUGCCUCAUAAGAUCGGCCGGAUCAUUGAGGGAAGUCCUGCAGACCACUGUGGGAAGCUCAAGGUUGGAGAUCGCAUAUUGGCCGUCAACAAUCAGUCUAUCGUCAACAUGCCGCAUGCUGACAUCGUAAAACUGAUCAAGGACGCGGGACUCAGCGUCACACUCAGGAUCAUCCCUCAGGAGGAGACGAACAGCACGCCUUCUGCAGGCAGCUCAGAGAAGCAGAGCCCUAUGGCCCAGCCCAGUCCGGUUUGCCAACCCAGCACUGUGAAUCAGACUGCACCUCCACCUAACUCCACCCCUCAACCCAACUCUGCAUCUCAACCCAGCUCCAUAAUGCAGCCUACUUCAGAAGCACAACCGAGCCCUAUCACUCAAACCAGCCCAGCCAAUCAUCCCAGCUCAGUGACCCAACAGAACCCGCCCACCCAGCCCUCCGCAGUGCCAAUACAGAUCUACAGCCAUGACAGCAGCUACAGGUCAGAGGUAAAAGCAAGACAGGAUGUAAAACCCGAUAUUCGACAGCCGUUCACUGAUUACCGCCAACCCCCAGUGGACUACCGACACCCUCCUGUAGCAGAUUACCGACAGCCGCCAACGCUCGAUUACAGACACCCCCCACUGCUGGACUACAGGCAGCUGUCCACUGACCCUCGCACAUUCCCCUUACCGGACUACAGGAUGCCACAGGAUUUUGAUUUCUUCACGGUUGAGCUGGAAAAGGGUAUGAAAGGUUUUGGCUUUAGUAUCCGUGGAGGCCGCGAGUAUAAGAUGGAUCUGUUCGUUCUGCGAUUGGCUGAAGAUGGACCAGCAAUACGCAAUGGAAGAAUGAGGGUUGGUGAUCAGAUCAUUGAAAUAAAUGGGGAGAGCACGAGGGAUAUGACCCACGCUCGGGCCAUUGAGCUCAUCAAAUCAGGUGGCCGUAGAGUUCGCCUGCUGCUCAAGAGAGGCACAGGGCAGGUCCCUGAAUAUGCAGAUAGUCCCGCCCCCUGGGAUGCUCACACUACAGCCUCCCCAAGUCUGUCGGAAGUAGCACCACCCCUCGACAGCUUAUCUAAUCCAUCAGCUUCUUCUCAUGUGAACCCACCCACCGACCCACCUCAUACAUUGUCCUUGGAAGCACUAGGUCCAGACUGUUCCCAGGGUCCUAGAGGCCCAGAGAGUAGGGCUCUGGAGCAGGCCACUGUGGGGAAGAGGUCAGCCCUGGCAGGUGGAGUUGGGGGUGGGACCAAGCAGAGGGAGGGCAGCAGGACCAACCGUCGCUCUAGUGGAGGGAAGAGUCAGCAACAAUACCUUGAUGAACUUGCGGGAGAGCCCAAAUCCCACAAAGGCAGCCGGGCAAAGUCCAAGGAGCGCAGGAGGGAGCGGAGCAACACACCAUCUCGAAAGCGAGACUCGCCCAAAACUUCUCCAACUGACACCAACAUGAAUGGGGGAAAUGGGUGCCUGGAUGGUAGCAACAACCAACAAGGAUCUCUGGUGCCAUUUAAAGCCCUACCAAAGGAACCAGAGAAAGGGCAAAUGAACCAAGAGAGUCGUCCCAUCCACAACUCCAAGACCAGCAGCAGUGCAUCAGGCAGGAAGGCCACAGUAUCCCCAGGGCCCUGGAAGAUCCCUGGUUCGGACAAGCUACCCAACACCCUGCGCUCAGCCACCUCCACCAUCAGCAGAUAACAUCUCAUCACAAUCUCAGGCCCAAGUUUAGACCUUACUUUUGGCCUUGACUACUUUUGGCCAAAUUUUGGACCAACCUUUGGCUAUGAUCCGCCUUGUUUUGGGACUGGUUGGGCUUGGGCUCUUCUUGAUUGCUUUUCACAGGCUUGCUCUACUUGAAAGAGAUCGUUUUUAACAUUGACUAGGUACCACCUUCCCACAAUCCUCACUAAAGAGCUUUCCAUGCAUUUCUAGACAGAGCAUUUUUUAUUUAUAUUUUAUUCUAAGUUAUUUUAACAGAUAUGACACCCACCACCUUAAGAACUGGAAGCAUUCACUCCAAAAAUGGAACCACGGUAGAAUGAGUGAUGCAUGUAGCGUGCAAAAAGAUUCCCAGACUUGUUUGAACUGUUGGGGAAAAGCACUCAAGACUCAGAUGUACAUGCAUAGAGAACCACUUACUGAGUCUGAACCACCACUGGUGGCUACAGCAAUUUUUAUACACUUUCAUUAAAAAAUGAAGAAUACUGAAGGAGUUGCCUGACAUACAGUUUUUGUGUAUUUGAAGAAUGAAUAUGAUUAAAAAGAUCCUAUAUGAGCGGACACUCGACUAUGAACUCUGCCUUAAAGACUGACCUGCAGAUGUCUGUAUAAGGGUCGGUAAAAUGAAUAUAGAAAUAGAUAUAUUAUAUGAGUACAUAUAUGUGAGACAUAUUGUAAAUAUGGUCUUUACACACCAUUGUGAGCCCAUACUGGAGUACUGAUAUCAUACACAGUGUAAGUUAGAAGAGUGUAAUCUAGAAUUCAUUCCUACUCCACUUUAAGGUGCGUUCCCACUGACAGCGAUAUAAACUUGAGUGGUUGCAAAUAGGUGUUCCUACUCAACUUCAAUACAGAACUGUAACAGGAAACAGAUCACAUGACCUUCACUGUCUACACUGACGUGUGUAGUUGCAGCCUCAAGUUGUGUCUCUCAAAAUCGCAAACUCUCAUUGAUGAUUUAUGACUACCAGUUGCUGCAAAUUACUGUCAGUGUGUACCCAAUUUCUGAAGGAACCGAUGGGCUUUGACCUUCUAUUGACUCUCAAACUAUUCUCCCUUUACGUGAGUACACGAACAAAGCAAUUUGAGUCCAAGAUGGUUUUGAUGAAAUGGUUUGAUUAGGGCAGAGUGCCUUAUGCCAGGGGUGUCCAAUCUUGCUCCUAGAGGGCCACUGUCCUGUAGCACUUACUGUAGCUCCGAUACUAAUUAUACACACCUGAACCAGCUAAUCAAGGUCUUCAGGAUUACUAGAAACAUCCAUGCAAGUGUGUUGAGGCAGGUUGGAGAUAAACUCUGCAGGACAUUGGCCCUCCAGGAGCAGGAGUGGACACCCCUGCCUUAUGCUGACCACUGGAUGCUUUAUUUGAGCUCUAAAUCCUAGGCAAUGACAUCAAGACAAAGAAAAAUGUAGGCUGCUAUAAAUUCAUUGGACUACUUGUUCCGUAGAAACUGUGCAAAAGUAAUGCCAGAUCUGAAUGAGUAUGUCGUUACAUCCGUGUCUCUGAAUGCUGACUGGUGUCUAGAGAUACCAGAUUAUGUCCACAGUAUAGAUAUAUCAAUAUAAAAUUCAAAGCUAUUUUCGUACAUAGAAAUAGAGAUGAGAGUCUUCUAAAAGAAGUGCAGAUAUUUAUUAAUGAUAUCUUUGACAGGAUUUCAAAUGUUUGUUGAGCACUUUGUCUUUAAGUAGACAUGUAUACAUAUAAAAUGCAGUACUGGAAAGAGUAUGCUGUGCAUCCAUUAUAUUCAUUGCAUAAGUGAAUUCUCAAAAUCCUGCUAUGAAACUAUGUUUAUUAGCAUAUUCCCCAUACAAAAGGUUAUGUGUUGGUAAGUCUCUAGUUCACAUGUCAGGGCUUCAACUCUCCGCUCCAUACAAGCGCCAUGCUUGUUGCGAAAACGUUGUGCUCGUUGCACCCUUCACAAAAGGGUGAUUUUAACAAGCCUGCUAAUAGCAAAUUCUGAAAGUACAUGAAAGAGGUAAUGUAUGCUAUUGUCAUGCCAUUCUGUUUUUUCUCAGAAUGUCAUUAUCCAUCUUGUGCUGUAUUUAGAUCUAUCUACAUAGACACAGUCUAUCAGCCUCUACUAGCUAGUAUGCUAAGAUGUUAGCUUGCUAAUCGAAGGCUAAAUGAAAACACAAAGAACCAAUUAAAAGGUAUCAGCUUAUGGAAUUUCUUUGACAUUUAUUUGGUUAUGCUUUGAAAAGGCCCAAGUAAAUGAGGUCAAAGUUGAAAUUGUUUGAACUUUAAGUGUCAUGUUACACAUCUGUGUGCCACACUCCUUAUGAAAAUUAUCCAUGAUUUUAUGACAGACAAAACCAAAAAAAAAAAAAACAGGGUUACUAUAGUUAAAACAUGGUAACCACAAAUUACCCAUGGUUUUGCUACACUACCCUUAGUUUAACCAUGAUAUUUUUAGUAAAACUUUGGUUAUACAAAUAUAUACCAAAAAACCAUGGUUACUACACUUUUACUAUAAUAAAAACAAGGUUAAUUUUCAUAAGGAACGGCAAGGUGGCUAAAGACCCAUUCACACCAAGGAUGAUAAUGAUGAUAACUAUAAAGUUGUAAUAAUCAUUCUAAUUCUAUGAGAGUAGGGUGAUGAUAUAACGAUGAAGCAGAGAAUCACUUUUAGAACUUUUUUUUUCCAGCUGAUGAAUAAAAUCCCUGACAGCCAGAAUCAGAAUCCACCACUUUAAAAUUUAAUUAGCAUUUAAAGCAGCAGAUGACAUAACUGCAUUGUUCAAUUACAAUAAACAGAAUGUUAUUGUGCAUUGAUAUGGAUGCUAACUUAGUUAUCAUUAUAGUUAUCAUUCUUGGCGUGAACAGGACGUAAUCACUCUAGCUUGAUUCUUUGCUGCAUUGAAUUGAAUGGAUUGGGAAACAUUGAUGCUAUUGAUCAUGUAACCAAUUAAUGUAACCAACUAGAAUGUUAAGGUGUAAUGGACCAAACUUUUCGUUAACAUCUGGACUUUGGAUUACAUUAUUAUUCUGUGAUUUCUUUCACAAUUCACUUUUUUAUGAGUUCAAUUGCUAUUAAUGUCACUGUCAGUAAUAAAUACACCAUUUCACUCAAAGGUGAAAUGAACUAGUGGCGUCCAACUGUAAUUCUGGUCUGACAAAACAAUAUGGUCUCAACCAAUUGCAUAAUUUUGAGGGAGUGUCUUAAUUGUUCAUGAGUUUAUACUGAUUUUAUAACUGAUAGUGGCACAGAAAUUAUACACUUCACUUUAAAAAAAAAUACACAACAAAUAUGUCAAGACCCCAGUGGUGCUUCAUUGUGUAUUCUUCCUGCAAUACUGUCAAAAGUGUUGUACAAUUAUUCACAACUUUUAUAAUUUUGUUCACUUUAAUUAAUAUAUACAUGUCAAUUCAAGUUCCUGUGAAAAGGACCCCAGACAAGACCUCAUCCAUUCUAUCCAUUGUCAUAAUAUCGUCUCUAUUAUAUUCAUCUCCCACAGAUAAAGCGAUGACGGGUUCCACUGACGCUCUUUGACAACUGUUGUAGAUGACAAGGAGAGCCGACAAUGAUCUAGUCAUUACAAGAUAGUGCUAACAUUUCCAUGAUAAAGACAAAUUAAUUGAAGCAAUCCAAAAAUGAGUGUGCCUCUGUGGCUAUUACAUUCAGAGCGGUACAUCCUUCGAAAUUCCAGACAGACAAUGACAUUGUCAAAGCAAAUGUAUUUUCUGUAGAGUACCAGCAAAGAUCGUGUGUGCAUAUGAAUGAGUUGGAUCACUACAAAUGCUAUGAUAUCUCUAGAAAUUUGGUUUAAGUAUGUAAGUUUUUAAGUUUUAUGAAUAAUGGAACAAGGCAUCUUAAGACCAGAAAAACAUACUUUAUGCAAGUACGCAAAUGCAGAAACAAGUUUUAGCGCAUUUCAUUGUACACCCUUAGCAUCUAUUUUUGCUACUACAGCGCUAACAAACCUCCGUACUCAAGGGGGCGACAGAACUACCUUCAAAUGUCUUUACUAUUGAACAGUGUGUUGUAAAGGUGCACUCGAACUGUUGUUUGGCUCAUUUUUGUGGGUGAAAUUCAUUUACUUCAAUAGAAAUCUACACGCAAUCUGGAUUUUGCGUGAGGGCGAAAAAUAGAUUCGCAACAGGUUCAAGUUAGUCUGCUCGGUUUGUGUUAGCUGUACUUUAUACAUCGCUACUAGUGACAAUUAACCCUUUUGUCUUUGAAAAUUUGUUAGUCAAAACUUCAAACUUUAGCUUCAUUACAAAAGUUGACCCUUGAAAAGAACACUGAUGCUAAAUUAUGCUAAUACCACAUUAAGAAUGCAAUGUGUUACGUGCAUUCUGACACAUUUUGCAACGCAACAACAAGAAAAAAUUGAUUCAUUUGCGUAGUUAACAGCAUUUGCAUUCAUGUACUUGUUCAGGCUGUGUUUCUGGCCCUAGGGUUUCUUUUUCUUUGUUGUUUGUUUGUUUAAAGAGAGAAUAGUGUCAGUGCUUUCACACUGCUUUUCCAUAGAUUUUGUCUUGAGUUUGCCAAAUGCUAAAGAGAUAUUACCUAAAUGAUUAAACCCGAUAAAUAACAUGAUUUAAAAUUAGAGGAUUUAUCAGUAAAGCCAUGGAGGCAACGCAAUGCCCAAAAGGGGCUCUGUAUCACUGUGUAGAACUGAAAGAAAAGCGUGGUUCAUCCUGUACAGCUUAAAACUAUAAAUAUGACACUAUGUACUAUGACCUAGUCACAAAAACUGUAAGUGAGCUAUUUUUAUGAAAUGCAACUCAAUGGAUAUAUACUUACUUUUGCAGAGCUCUUGUUUACUGUAUGAUAUUUACUGAAAUACUGUCAAAUAAAACCUUGACAUGGU
Molecule: messenger RNA, 9481 nt
Organism: Onychostoma macrolepis
Lineage: Eukaryota; Metazoa; Chordata; Actinopteri; Cypriniformes; Cyprinidae
Gene: magi2a
Product: membrane associated guanylate kinase, WW and PDZ domain containing 2a
Exons: 22
Coding region: 154-4647 (1497 amino acids)
Biological process (GO): receptor clustering; signal transduction
Cellular component (GO): dendrite; cytoplasm
Molecular function (GO): SMAD binding; type II activin receptor binding; beta-1 adrenergic receptor binding
Source: RefSeq, a predicted model, not a curated record